AUGCCUGGCGGCCAGAAACAUGGAGAGAAGCAUAUUGUGCGAGGCACCUAUGUUAGCUUUUCCUGUGCUAUCGCAUUCAUUAAAAGAUAUAGGCCUGAGUUGAGGGAGCUUCAGGGUGAUCUUGAACACCUUGAUAGUCGUUCUGAGACCUCAGCCUCUUCAGAACGAGUUCUGAGCAUGUCCUGCGCAAGUUCUUCGAGUUCACGAGCAAUUUGCCGGGCAGCUCAGCGCACUCAACAUGCCCUAGGCCACAUUUCAUGCUUCUUCAUCAUUCUGAGAUUUCAGCCUCUUCAGUCCAUAACAAGUUCUGAGAUAUUCAGGGUUCAGAAUAUUGAAAUGUAUCGCUUCAAGGGAGCAAAUGUGGCUGCCUCAGGGAAUAUUGAAAAGCCCAGUUUUUGGUGA
Messenger RNA from Coccidioides immitis RS, 402 nucleotides. RefSeq lists its product as uncharacterized. The record is from RefSeq and is a predicted model, not a curated record. The coding region runs from base 1 to 402 and encodes 133 amino acids. NCBI's taxonomy places the organism in Eukaryota, Fungi, Ascomycota, Eurotiomycetes, Onygenales, Onygenaceae. The transcript has 3 exons.